This is a messenger RNA of Durio zibethinus, 3254 nucleotides long. Its product is annotated as transcriptional corepressor SEUSS-like. The record is from RefSeq and is a predicted model, not a curated record. Lineage: Eukaryota; Viridiplantae; Streptophyta; Magnoliopsida; Malvales; Malvaceae.
AAUUUGCUUUUUUUUUUAAUGUUACAAUAUGUCACUAUCGUUUUCUUUUUAUACUAAUAUAUUAGCGUAAACCACGGGUGGGAAAUAUUUGUGCCAAGAAGAGGCGACUUAUUUGAUAGUGGGUUUUGGCUCUGUUUUUUUGUGAUUUUUUUUUUCAUGGCUUAAUUGUUAUAAAUUUCAAAAAGAAUUUUCACUAAAUGGUCCCAGCUUGUCACUGUAGGUUCUUGUUUGUGAACAGUGCUGGAAUUGUUAUAAUGAGUCAUGACCGUAUUUUCUUGCUAGGAAUUAACCCUUUUAUUCUUCUCUGUUAUCGUCUAUAAUUCAGGUUUUAGUGGUCAGAAUGAAACUGUUCCCACUUGUGUUCUGAAAUGCUGAGCUGGGGUGUCGAGUUCUAAAUAUGGCCUGGAUUUUGCUUCUUGGUUGAAUAUACAUAUUGCCUUUCUCUGUCAAGGUGCCUUGGGAGGCUCAAAAGGAUAUUUGGGUAUGGUGAAUUCAAGCUGUAUUACUGGAGUUUUCUGAAUUUGUUGAGCUGUUGCAGUCUUAUUUAGAGAAAUAUGGUGCCGUCUGGGCCGUCAACUCCAAUUGGUGGUGCUCAGUCUGUUUCUGCGACACUUAUGCGAUCAAAUUCUGCUAUUUUAGGAUCUCAAGGUGGUUUAAUGCCUCAGCAAGCAACAUUUUCAUCACUUGUCUCAGCAAGAGCGCAGCAUAACAUGAAUUUGCUAGGAAGCACAGCAAACAUUUCAUCACUUCUCAAUCAGACUUUUGGCAAUGGGGGUUCGAACUCUGGCCUAUCUGGUAUGACUGGUUUCCAGAGGGGAGGUUUUGAUGCCACAGCUCAGUCUGAUCCUCUCGCUGCUGUAGCAAAUGAUAUUGGUUUUAAGGUACCUCCUUCAUCGUUCACUCCAUCAAAUGUUUCGAAUUCUGGGUCAUCAGGCCAACUUCAGAAUCAGCAAAUUGCAAGCUCUGCUGGAAACCCUGCACUGCUGGAUCAACAGCAAUCUCAAGUUCAACAAUUUGAGCAACAAAAGUUUCAGCAUGAUCAGCAGUCAAUGCAACAGUUCCCUUUUUCCCACAGUCAAUCACAGCAGCAAUUUCGAUCAAUCCGAGGAGUGUUAGGUGGCACAGGUGCAGUCAAGUUGGAGCCUCAGACUAUGAAUGACCAGAUUGGUCUCAAGCAACAGUUGUCGUCAUUCCAAAAUCUUGGACCAGUGAAGCAAGAACGUCAACAGAACCAAAUUGGAAGAGGCAUAGGACCUGUAAAAUUGGAACGUCAACAGUCUGAUCAAGGAAUGCUUUUGCAGCAGCAGCAACAACAACAACAGCAGCAGUUCCUCCAAUUGUCUAGGCAGUCUUCUCAAGCUGCCCUUACACAGAUGAAUCUUUUGCAGCAACAGCGUAUUUUGCAGAUGCAACAUCAACAACAACUAUUUAAAUCACAUUCUCAGCAAAGGCGUCAACUACAGCCACAGUUUCAGCAGCAGAACUUGCCAAUUAGAUCUGCUGCUAGACCAGCUUAUGAACCAGGAACUUGCGCCCAACGUUUGACCCAAUACAUAUAUCAGCAACAGCACAGACCUGAUGAUAACAAUAUUGAAUUUUGGAGGAAAUUUGUUGCUGAAUUUUUUGCUCCUAAUGCAAAGAAAAGGUGGUGCAUUUCGUUGUAUGGAAAUAGUCGCCAAACUAAUGGUGUUUUUCCUCAGGAUAUAUGGCACUGUGAAAUAUGCAACUGCAAGCCUGGUCGUGGUUUUGAGACAACUGUUGAGGUUCUGCCCAGGCUAUUUAAAAUCAAAUAUGACAGUGGCACUUUGGAGGAGCUUCUUUAUGUUGAUAUGCCUCGUGAAUAUCACAAUGCAAAUGGUCAAAUCAUCCUUGACUAUGCAAAAGCAAUACAAGAGAGUGUUUUUGAGCAUCUUCGUGUGGUACGGGAUGGUCAACUUCGUAUUGUUUUCUCGCCAGAUCUGAAGAUUUGCUCUUGGGAGUUUUGUGCACAGCGUCAUGAGGAGCUUAUCCCUCGAAGAUUGAUAAUACCUCAGGUAAGUCAACUUGGAGCUGCUGCGCAGAAGUACCAAGCAUCAGCACAGAAUGCAUCAUCCAACUUAUCUGCACUGGACUUGCAGAGUAACUGUAACAUGUUUGUUGCAUCUGCUUGUCAAUUAGCGAAAUCCUUGGAUGUUCCUUUAGUUAAUGAUUUAGGGUACACAAAAAGAUAUGUGCGGUGCCUUCAGAUAUCAGAGGUUGUUAAUAGCAUGAAGGAUUUGAUUGAUUGUAGCCAAGAGACAGGGAUGGGACCCAUGGAAAGUCUGGCCAAGUUCCCAAGGAGUUCCCCAUCAUCUGCACAGCAUAAUUCAGCUCGGCAAACUGAGGAGCAGCAGCAAAUUACUGGAGAAAAUGCAAAUAAUGAUCCUCAUUCAAUACAUUCAACUGUUCUGCGGCCUUCUACAAGCAAUGGUGUUGCUAGUGUAAACAACUCGCAGGGUGCAACAUCCACUUCUACUUCUGCUACCACCAUUGUUGGGCUUCUUCGGCAGAAUUCCAUGAAUUCUAGGAUUGAAAACCAGAUGAACAAUACAAAUGGUCCCUAUGCUGGAACCCCAGUUCAGAUCCCAUCUGCAGGGUCCUCUACUACUUUGCCACCCACUCAACAAAAUCCAUCUUCACCUUUCUCAUCUCCGACACCAUCCUCAUCUAAUCUGCCUCCUCAGGGUUCUCAUAAUGCCUUGGCUUCUUCAACUAGUGCAAAGAAUGUCAAUUCAGCAAAUUCAUCAGCACAGAUUGCACUGCAGCAGUCAUCUCAGUCAAGUGAGGUUGACCCCAAUGAAUGCCAGAGCUCCGUUGAAACAAUCAUUCAAGAAAUAAUGAUUUUAUCACAGUUCAGUGAAGCAGGUAGCAUGGUCAGUGUUGGUUCUGUAGGGAAUAACUUCAAGAACAAUAAUGGGCUUCCACAGGUGAGUGGCAGCUGCCUGAUGGGGAAUGGGAUCAUUAAUUACAAUUCAGGCAUUGGAGGUGGAGGAUUCGGGAACUUGAGUGGUGGCAUGGGUCUUUCUCCCAAUCCCACUGCUAUGAGAUCUGUCAUGGGCAACAACUCUAUGAAUUUCACUGCAAGGGGGAGCAUGCCAUUGAUUUCUCAAGAUGCUGUGAACCAUCAGCAACGGGAAUUAGCUAUCAGAAUACUUAAUGGGCUUGGAGCAGUAAAUGGCUUUAAUAACCUUCAAUUUGAUUGGAAAUCCCCCUAAAUUAGCUUUGUUCACUACUCU